Dipodomys ordii (Ord's kangaroo rat) is the source of this 2389-nucleotide messenger RNA. It is a transcript of the gene Cdc50a, whose product is annotated as transmembrane protein 30A. The record is from RefSeq and is a predicted model, not a curated record. Bases 67 to 1158 code for a protein of 363 amino acids. Gene Ontology annotation, cellular component: endoplasmic reticulum; plasma membrane; Golgi apparatus. The transcript has 7 exons. Lineage: Eukaryota; Metazoa; Chordata; Mammalia; Rodentia; Heteromyidae. Gene Ontology annotation, biological process: phospholipid translocation.
GCGCGUAUCCCGCCAGGGUCGGCCGGCGGCUCCGCUGGGCGCGUCACGGCCCGCAGCCCGGGCUCGAUGGCGAUGAGCUACAACGCCAAGGAUGAGGUGGACGGCGGGCCCCCGUGUGCUCCGGGGGGCUCCGCGAAGACCCCGAGGCCGGACAACACGGCCUUCAAACAGCAACGGCUGCCCGCUUGGCAGCCCAUCCUCACGGCCGGCACCGUGCUGCCCACCUUCUUCGUGAUCGGCCUCAUCUUCAUCCCCAUCGGCAUCGGCAUCUUCGUCACCUCCAACAACAUCUGCGAGAUCGAGAUUGAUUAUACCGGAACAGAGCCUUCCAGUCCCUGCCAUAAAUGUUUGUCUCCAGAAGUGACACCUUGCAUUUGUACCAUCAACUUCACACUGGAAAAGUCAUUUGAGGGCAAUGUGUUUAUGUAUUAUGGACUGUCUAGCUUCUAUCAAAAUCAUCGUCGUUAUGUGAAAUCUCGAGAUGACAGUCAACUCAAUGGAGAUCCUAGUGCAUUGCUUAAUCCUAGUAAGGAAUGUGAGCCUUAUCGAAGAAAUGAAGACAAACCCAUUGCUCCUUGUGGAGCUAUUGCCAACAGCAUGUUUAAUGAUACGUUAGAAUUGUUUCUGCUUGCCAAUGAAUCUGACCCUGUACCUACACUUAUUCCUUUGAAAAAGAAAGGUAUUGCUUGGUGGACAGAUAAAAAUGUGAAAUUCAGAAAUCCUCCUGGAUCAGGAAGCCUGGAAGAACGAUUUAAAGGGACAACAAAGCCAGUAAACUGGCUUAAACCAGUAUACAUGCUAGAUUCUGGUGAAGAUAAUAAUGGAUUCAUAAAUGAGGAUUUUAUGGUUUGGAUGCGUACUGCAGCAUUACCUACUUUUCGUAAGCUAUAUCGUCUUAUAGAACGGAGAAACGAUUUACAUCCAACAUUGCCAGCUGGACGAUACUAUUUGAAUAUCACAUACAAUUACCCUGUCCAUUCUUUUGAUGGUCGAAAACGGAUGAUCUUGACCACUAUUUCAUGGAUGGGAGGAAAAAAUCCAUUUUUGGGGAUUGCUUACAUCACUGUUGGAUCCAUCUCUUUCCUUCUGGGAGUUGUACUGCUAGUAAUUAAUCAUAAAUACAGAAACAGUAGUAAUACUGCUGACAUUACCAUAUAAUUUUAUAUUCUGAAAACAGAUGUAUUGCAUGUGCGUGAGGCCAGUCCUGUUCAACCUAGCUUUUGAAUGCUGAUGUCUGGUUAGUAUGUCAUUUUGAAGUUGGCACAUAAGUUUUCUUUUUUAAAAGAAAAUCUUUGUCCUUUGCUUCUUACCUAGAAUGACUUAACAAAAUAUUGGACGGGUAUUAUAAAAAUUAGCUAUAUUGAUCAUAUCAACACUGUAACUGCUUACAUAGCAUUCUGGUGUUUGCCUUUUAUUGGGACCAGCCACAUGAUGCAUAGAGCCUCUUUCAAGUGAAAUGCGUCUACUGCUUAAAUGUUUAUGCUGUGUUAAUAAUAUUAUAUUGACAUAUGAUGUGUAUAUGUGUGCCCAGUGUGUGAAGAGAAAGGAUUACAAGAUGUAUGAGUGUCAUGACUUGAUAACCUUUCACGAUUCAGAAUUAGGAAACGAUGAAGACAGACCAAAUCUAAAUAAAACACUUCACCAUUUUCUUGUGUCUUGUGUGAAGGCUUAAAGUGCCACCUUUGUAUUCAAAGAUGGUAUCAGUCUAUUCAAUUUAUCCAUUACGUACAGGUUAUUUUGUUGUUGUUGUUAAGCUUAGCUUUGAAUUCAAAGGACAUGCUUGCCUCAUAUGGCCUAGAAAUGAAUGUUUAUGUCUAGGGAGAUGGAAAAGGUCUUGAAUAGAAGAACUUCAUAUGUGGCUGUCGGGAAUCCCAACUCACUUGAAAUGUUUUUAUACCCAGUCCUUUCCCUUGAGGCUUUACACAUUGUAAGGGAAGACAAGAACAUAGGUGAGGUGGGUAUUGCUUGACAGAGUAUCCUCUUCCCUCUCAACUGUAAACCCACAUAAAUGCUCAAUGGCGUCCCAUUCUUGUGUAUUUAACAUUAAGAAAAUCACGUCCGCAUUGGAAAUACCUCAAGCUGUGCUUAACUGGCAGGUAAGUGUUUUUGGCUUAAGUACUAAUAGUGUACACAUUUUUGGAAUUUUAAUUUCCUCUCUAUUCAAUUUUGGCAUACAGGUCAAAUGUGGAUAUGUAUACAUAUUUUCUUUAGUUAAGAUUGUAAUUGUUUUGGUUAGUUUUCCUAAGAUGUACUUUAAACAGAUGUUCUAGAAAUUUCCUACAAAUUGUAGGGAUUUGGAUUAUGUACAUGAUAAAUUAUGAAGUUAUUUUCUACUAACUGGAAUUAUUUUAAUAUCCUUUAUUGAAUAAAUGCUGUAAUUUGUUUGCUA